Messenger RNA from Clarias gariepinus (North African catfish), 1871 nucleotides. RefSeq names its product hyaluronan-binding protein 2-like. The record is from RefSeq and is a predicted model, not a curated record. NCBI's taxonomy places the organism in Eukaryota, Metazoa, Chordata, Actinopteri, Siluriformes, Clariidae. Gene Ontology annotation, molecular function: calcium ion binding; serine-type endopeptidase activity. Gene Ontology annotation, biological process: proteolysis. The transcript has 13 exons. Bases 144 to 1805 code for a protein of 553 amino acids.
AAUCAAUGUUGUGGGCUAAUGAUUGCCAGCCUGACAGUAGUGGCUCUAUAUGAAUAUUUAAGAGGUGAUCAGAAUGAUUGCCUACAUUCCUAAGGCUGUAAAGAUUUCUUUCCUGUAAUUGUGUGACCAGUACUGGCAACAAUAUGGUCACACUAUUGCUUUUACUGUUGAGUCUGCAGAGUUUUAACCAAGCUGCAGAAGCAGAAAAGAAGGGACUGGUCUCCGACUUCAUCAGUGCUAUAGUUGAAGGUGUUUUAGAAGCUAUGAAUGAGACGGGAGAGGAAUAUGAUGAGAAUAUUUAUAACACGACUGAAGAAAGCCUUGACUGGCUGCUUAGCCUCCUGGAUGACAUAGAUGAGUGUGAUCCAAAUCCCUGUUACAACAAUGGGACAUGUGAGAACGCUGGUAAUGGUGAUUUCAAAUGUAUUUGCCCUCGACCCUUUAAGGGCAGAAGAUGUCAAGAUGUCAUAAACAUGUGUAUGAAUGUCAAAUGUGGUCGUGGCGAGUGCACCUUGAUCGACAAAGAUCCCUUUUAUGAGUGCAAGUGUUACGCACCCUUUCAGCCUCCCAACUGCAGGAAAGCCUCAUCCUGUAAUCCCAGUCCGUGUCUGAAUGGUGGAACAUGUGUAAAGGGUCGUACAAGAACUCGAUUCCACUGCGAGUGUCCUGAAAACUACAGUGGAAAGUUCUGUCAAGUUGGUCCUAAAGAUUGCUAUGAGGGAGAUGGGUCAUCAUACAGAGGUUUUGUCAGUGAAACAGUGUCUGGAGAUGAGUGUCUGCCUUGGAAUUCUCACCUAAUUAUGAAAUAUGGUCCUUUUGAUGAUGAUGAUGAUGGAGAUGUAAAAGACGAUGGAAUUGGACCCCAUAACUAUUGCAGGAAUCCAGAUGGGGAAAGCCAGCCCUGGUGCUUCAUUAAAUACAAAACCAAAUUGCGUUGGGAUGAUUGCAAUGUCACCCGCUGCCAUGAACCAAGUUCCCCUACUAGCAAAACAACUCUUGAAGAGGAUAUUGUAAAGGGGGAGUUCUCUGAGUGUGGAAAGCCACGGCCAAGUACGAUUACAUCUAGGAUCUUUGGUGGGAGAAAGUCCAAGCCUGGAGCUUAUCCUUGGCAAGCUUCUGUACAGACACGCCUUAGAAAUAGCACUGAGGACUUCAGUCAUUUUUGUGGUGGAACUCUCCUCAACUCCUGCUGGGUCCUUACUGCUGCUCACUGCAUUGACAACACAACUGAGAUGCAGGUGGUCUUGGGUGGGGUGGACCUGAUGAAGGAAGAGGCAGCAGAUCAGACUGUGGAAGUUGAAUAUUAUAUCAUGCAUGAGAACUACACAUCAACUGAUAAAGCUGUAUACAAUGACAUAGCCCUGCUCAAACUGAAGCCUGUAUCUGAAGAUGGACUUUGCGCCAGAGAGACCAGGUUUGUCAAAGCUGCCUGUUUGCCCCCUGGCCCUUUUCCCGAUGAGAUGACGUGCACUAUAUCAGGCUAUGGAGUCACUGAGACAGGCAGUCUUUCUAAACAGUUACUGGAUACAAAAGUUCUCCUGAUCAACCAGAGCCGUUGCAUGGAUGAGGAUGUUCUUGGUGAAGUGCUCGAUGACAGCACCUUCUGUGCUGGACGGAUGCAAGGAGGGGUUGAUACUUGCCAGGGAGACUCUGGAGGCCCCUUGAGCUGUAAGCAGAAUGACAUACAUUACAUCUAUGGAGUGGUGAGCUGGGGGUACGGCUGUGGAAUUAAGAGUAAACCUGGCGUUUAUGCCCGUGUCACUCACUUUAUUGACUGGAUCAAUGAAAAAAUGCACCCCUUGUAGAGUUGCAGUGAGCAUGCAUUAUUGAUUUAUGUUUUAAUAAAAUGACACCAGACAAUUGAAAGCAAA